Messenger RNA from Aspergillus oryzae RIB40, 2511 nucleotides. Its product is annotated as urease Ure. Bases 1 to 2511 code for a protein of 836 amino acids. The record is from RefSeq and is a predicted model, not a curated record. Gene Ontology annotation, cellular component: urease complex. Gene Ontology annotation, biological process: urea catabolic process. NCBI's taxonomy places the organism in Eukaryota, Fungi, Ascomycota, Eurotiomycetes, Eurotiales, Aspergillaceae. Gene Ontology annotation, molecular function: nickel cation binding; urease activity. The transcript has 6 exons.
AUGCACCUCAUCCCUAAGGAGCUCGAUAAACUCGCGAUCUCGCAAUUGGGCUUCUUGGCCCAACGGCGUCUUGCACGUGGUGUGCGACUGAAUCAUGCAGAAGCAGUGGCUUUGAUAUCCUCGAAUCUCCAGGAACUCAUCCGCGAUGGCCUCUACUCCGUCGCGGACUUGAUGUCCAUCGGCAAGACCAUGCUUGGUCGUCGUCAUGUCUUACCGUCCGUUGUGUCCACCCUUGUAGAAUUACAGGUCGAAGGCACGUUCCCGACCGGCACAUACCUCGUAACGGUCCACCACCCCAUCAGUAGCGACGAAGGAGACUUGGAGAAGGCUCUAUACGGGAGUUUCCUUCCGAUCCCCCCGGCGGACGCGUUCCCUGAUCCGGAUCCGAACGACUUUGAGCCCGAGAAGAUGCCCGGUGCGAUCAUCCCCGUGAAGAACGAGCGCAUUACCUUGAAUGAGGGACGACGAAGAAUCAGGCUCAAGGUGAUGAGUAAGGGCGAUCGGCCAAUUCAGGUUGGGUCCCACUAUCAUUUCAUUGAAGUCAACCCGCAAUUGCAUUUUGAUCGUCUUCGCGCGUAUGGUUAUCGCCUGGAUAUUCCUGCGGGAACAUCGGUACGAUUCGAACCUGGAGACACCAAGACUGUGACGCUUGUGGAAAUUGCCGGCCAUCAGGUUAUCAAGGGUGGUAACUUCAUUGCGUCGGGCAAGGUCGAUUUGAGCAGAGUGGACGAGAUCAUGCUGCGUCUGCAAGCUGACGGUUUCGCUCACAUUGCUGAGCCCACUGCGGAUGCCGCCCUCGUCACCCCGUUUACGAUGGACCGAGAAGCCUACGCUCGGAUGUUCGGGCCCACCACUGGUGAUCUGGUUCGCCUGGGAUUGACAAACCUGUGGGUCAGGGUUGAAAAGGAUUACACGUCUUACGGUGAUGAGUGCAGUUUUGGCGGAGGCAAGACUAUUCGAGAUGGAAUGGGCCAAUCGUCGGAGAAGUCCCACCAACACUGUCUGGACACGGUUAUCACGAAUGCGCUUAUUAUCGACUGGAGUGGUAUUUAUAAGGCCGAUAUUGGAAUCAAGAACGGUAUCAUCGUCGGCAUUGGCAAGGCUGGAAAUCCCGAUAUUAUGGACGGCGUGCAUCCGGACAUGGUCGUCGGCUCCUCGACGGACGUGGUCGCCGGUGAGAACAAGAUCAUCACUGCUGGAGGGUUCGAUACCCAUAUCCAUUUCAUCUGUCCUCAGCAGGUGGAUGAAGCGUUGGCUUCUGGAAUCACUACAUUCUUGGGUGGAGGAACUGGCCCUUCGACAGGUUCGAACGCGACUACUUGCACCCCGGGACCUACCCAUAUGCGCCAGAUGAUCCAGGCUUGCGAUCACCUCCCCAUCAACGUGGGUAUCACCGGUAAAGGAAACGACUGUGGUGGAAUCAGCAUUGAGGAACAAAUCGUGGCCGGAGCAGCGGGACUGAAGCUCCAUGAAGACUGGGGCUCCACUCCUGCGGCCAUUGACACCUGCCUGGAUAUGUGCGACAAGUACGACGUGCAAUGCAUGAUUCACACCGAUACUCUGAACGAGUCUGGUUUCGUGGAACAAACGAUCGAAGCCUUCAAGAACCGCACAAUUCACACCUAUCACACGGAAGGAGCCGGUGGUGGCCAUGCUCCCGAUAUCAUCUCCGUCGUUGAGCACCCGAACGUACUUCCCAGUAGCACCAACCCCACCCGUCCGUUCACGAUGAACACUCUAGAUGAACAUCUUGACAUGUUGAUGGUGUGCCAUCACUUGUCCAAGAACAUUGCCGAGGACGUUGCGUUUGCCGAGAGUCGUAUCCGUGCCGAGACCAUCGCCGCCGAAGAUGUUCUCCAUGAUCUUGGCGCCAUCAGUAUGAUGUCCUCGGAUUCGCAGGCUAUGGGCCGCUGUGGUGAAGUGAUCCUGCGGACAUGGAACACAGCGCAUAAGAACAAGGAGCAGCGCGGCCCGCUGAAGGAGGACGAAGGCACAGGCGCAGACAACUUCCGAGUCAAGAGGUACAUUAGCAAGUACACCAUCAACCCAGCCAUCGCCCAGGGCAUGUCCCACAUGAUUGGUAGCGUGGAGGUCGGCAAGAUUGCCGAUUUGGUUUUCUGGCACCCCAGCUCUUUCGGUACCAAGCCUACCCAAAUCAUGAAGAGCGGAAUGAUUACCGCUGCACAGAUGGGUGAUCCAAACGGCUCCAUUCCCACCAUCGAGCCGGUCAUCAUGCGUCCCAUGUUCGGAGCCUACGUCCCCAGCACCUCAAUCAUGUUCGUCUCCCAAGCCUCCAUCGACGCCGGCACCGUCCAAUCCUACGGAAUCAAGAAGCGCAUUGAAGCCGUCAAGAACUGCCGCAACAUCGGCAAAGCCGACAUGAAGUACAACGACACCAUGCCAAAGAUGCACGUCGACGCGGAAAGCUACGCCGUCGAAGCCGACGGUGUCCUUUGCGACGCCCAACCCGCAGUAAGCCUGCCGCUUACGCAAGAUUUCUUCGUUUACUAG